AUGCCAACAAUGUUUGCAAAUGAACUUUUAGACUCCUCUGACGUGACGCCUUGUGUUGGUCAUGAAGUUACUUUGAAUAGUAGUGAUACUCCGAUAUUCUCAUUUUCGCGUCAAGCAAAAUCACAUGAACAAGUGACGACAACUACUACUACGCACCUCUCAUCAGAAUCUCAGUUUUCAUCAGCUGUCAAUGACGAAGAAUGCGGUAUUGGUGAUAUUAGCGCUAAAGAAAGUGAUAGAACGAUUAAUGGCACUUGUGGCUCACGUCAACAAUAUCAUUCUACUCUACGUCGAUUAUCACGCGAACAUAUUCCAUCUUUUCGGUAUUUGAGUGGUCCAUCUGGUUCUACAUCUCACAUGACUUCUAUGGUUGUUGAGCUAAACCAUUCACGAUCCCGUAUUCAUUCACAUGCUAAUCCUAUGGGAACUUGUUUUGAAGAUGCGUCUCGACCAAGUCGUUUUGAUCAAAUCAUCAAUUCUGCACCUCCUUCUCUUGAAGUAAUGGAAGCACAUGCAUGGAAUCCCGAUGAUCGUUCGCUUAAUAUUUUUGUGAAAGAUGACGAUAGACUGACAUUUCAUAGACAUCCUGUGGCCCAGUCUACUGAUUCUAUUCGUACCAAGAUUGGUUUUACAAGAGGAUUCCACGUGUGGCAAAUAAAAUGGCCUCAGCGACAGCGAGGAACGCAUGCUUCGGUUGGCGUGGCAACAAAAGCAGCAUCUCUACAUUCUGUUGGCUAUACUUCACUUGUCGGUUCAACUUCCGAAUCUUAUGGAUGGGAUUUGAUACGAAACAAGUGUCAUCACAAUUCGAGGAACUCAAGUUGUUGGACAUAUCCCGCUUGUGCUGUGCGCGAUGAAAAUGUUAUAGCACCUGAUGAGUUUUAUUGUAUUCUUGAUAUGGAUGAUGGAUACUUGGCUUUUGCAUCUGAUGCUGAAUAUUAUGGCGUUGCAUUUACGGGUUUGAAAGGUCGAAAGCUAUAUCCUGUAGUUUCUGCAGUGUGGGGCCAUUGUGAAAUCACUAUCAAAUACCUCGGAGGACUUGAUCCUGAACCAUUAUCACUUAUGGAAUCGUGCCGUCGAUCAAUUCGAACUUAUUUAGGAAGAGAAAAUAUUCAUCGCGUGCGAGAGCUGAGGUUACCGAAUGGCCUCAAAAAGUAUCUCAUGAAUAAAUUGUAA
Molecule: messenger RNA, 1176 nt
Organism: Thelazia callipaeda (thelaziosis nematode)
Lineage: Eukaryota; Metazoa; Nematoda; Chromadorea; Rhabditida; Thelaziidae
Source: the annotation of a GenBank genome assembly